Mytilus trossulus (common blue mussel) is the source of this 1851-nucleotide messenger RNA. RefSeq lists its product as uncharacterized. The transcript has a single exon. NCBI's taxonomy places the organism in Eukaryota, Metazoa, Mollusca, Bivalvia, Mytilida, Mytilidae. The record is from RefSeq and is a predicted model, not a curated record. The coding region runs from base 1 to 1851 and encodes 616 amino acids.
AUGGAGAAUCUUUUUGAAGCUGAAAUGACCCAAAUGUUAAGCGGAAGUUUAGCAGAAGGACUGGAUUUACCAGGGAGUGACGCAGAUAUUAUGCAUUUCUUCAACAACGUAGACGUAGUUCAAGAUUUACAGAGUAUCAAACACCCAACACAACAUACUACACUGUUAAUGGAGUUAGAUAACGAUCAUCCAGGAUUUACUAGACUUAAAUUGAUAUCUGAUGAUAAGAAAAUAGAUAAACUCAUAAUAUCUAGAUGCUAUGAAAGUACUACAGAUGGUGAAUAUCUAUCAGUAAAAAAGUUUCUUAAUAAAUUAAACAAAAAACUUGCAUAUGAUAAUAUGCACCUAUCUACUCAUGGCCCCUGUUUUUCCGAUACACAUCAGACUAUGGAUUCUGGAUUUUGUCUACGAAGUAAAAAUCUACCUCACAAUGCACAUCCGUGGUCAACGCGUCCCCGACACCAAUGGCCCCCCAAUUUUGUAAUUGACAAAAUAAAAGAACACGGAUGUCUUUUAGUACCUAAAAGCCCAAGGACAAUUUCAGAUAGUCACUUAUUAUGGAGAUUGUCUUUCUCAAUGACAGAAAAGGAACUUGUACAUUCGUUUAAUUACACUCAACUCUUAUGUUACGGUCUACUUAAAUUAACAUUAAAACAAAUCAUUAACACAAACGAUGAUGUCAAUGAUUUAUUAUGUUCUUACUUUCUAAAAACCGCAUUAUUUUGGGUAUCAGAGGAAGUGGAUAUUGAAAUAUUACACUUAUUAAGACUGUUUGAUUGUUUUUUCCUUUGUCUUGAUAAAUUAAUAUUAUGGACACACAACUGUUUCUGUCCGAAUUACUUUAUACCUGAAGAAAACAUGUUCCUAGGAAAGAUUGACAAAAGUAACAAUAAAACACUUCAAGGUGUACUGGAAAAUAUUAAAUGUGGUGGAAUUAAUGGAUUGAUCAAUAAUUUAUUUCGGACUGAUGUAUUAAGUACAAAGAGGGAACAUUCGUUCAGUAUAUUAGACUUUUUUUUGUACAAGAUUUCUGGAUCGGUUAACUCCGCAACCAGCAUUUCUCGUUGUUUGGAGUUGCUACGAUUUGCUGAAAGACUUCAAAUAUUAGAAUCGUCUAGAUUUAUCAUUGAUUCGUGUAGAUACUUUUAUGGCACAAUCAGUCAAUCUGCAGCACAGUGCAAACAGCCACUAUCAACAAUAAGGAAUACUAGCAACUUACAUAAACGUUGUUACAGACAUUUAAAAGACGGUAUUAGGACAGAUGCUGUGUCGGGUUGGUUGUUGUGCGCAUCCUUUUAUUAUGUGAUGGGGCAUUACAAUGUAACACUUAUGAUAACCGAGUAUGCAAUAUCAAGAUGUAGACAAGAUGGUAUGGUUUACGCAGGCCGGAUUAUAGAUGAUGACGAAACAAUAAAAAGUUACAGACAAAUCGUUCACUCAAAAAUAAAAUUCAAUGAUAGGAUAAAAUUAGCAACUGUAGUCAGUGUUCGUUAUUUAAGAAAUUCGUUAUUAAUACCAGAAGAACUACAGCUUGAAGUGGAGAACGAAUUCAUACAAAUACCACCAGUUGUUCUGUCGUUUUGUCUAACAUUUUUAAGUUAUCAUCAUCUUGGUCAAAUUGAUAACAGACAACAGGCUUUAAAUGAUUUGCUUAAAACAAUUAAAGAAAAAUGUUUUUUUGCAUUCUACGAAUUAUCUGAUUCAAUAACGAUACUUGGAGUAUGUUAUGAAAUAUCAGGCGAUAAGCGCAACGCCUAUGAGUGUUAUACCAUGGCUCUACAAUGCGAAGGAUGUGUAUGCCGUUCAGCAGAAGCAAGGAAAUUAGAACUUGAUCGAACUUUAAAUAAAUAA